Molecule: messenger RNA, 1107 nt
Organism: Salvia hispanica
Lineage: Eukaryota; Viridiplantae; Streptophyta; Magnoliopsida; Lamiales; Lamiaceae
Source: RefSeq, a predicted model, not a curated record
AUGACUGCCCCCCUAGAUCCGCCUGAUAUGAUCAUCAGGAUACAGAGGCAAACAGCAAACGUCAAGGUGCAUCUCGAGGAAGCCAUGGGCACUUUCCACCAGGAAGGCCUCUCCCAGCUCGCCGAUGAAACCGUCAAUUACAACCCCUCCGAUAUCGCCUCCUGGCUCGAAUCCAUGUUCUCCGGCUUCAAUCCAAUCCCCGAAUUCGAUUCCUCCUCGGAUCCCUUUCUAGAAUCUUCCGCUUCUGUCAACAGCCAGAUACCGAUUGACCUCGAUUUCGGCUCCGAUGUAGUCGCCAUCCCCGGCAAAGCAGUCUACCCUAGACCACAGCCGCCGCCGCCGCCGGAAAAGCACCAGCCGCAGCCGUGCGCCGAAGCCGUACAGCAGGAGAACUUCAAAUUUGCGGAAGCUCUAGUGAAGAACAUCGGAUUUCGGGCGGUUUCGCAUGCCGGCGCGAUGAGGAAAGUCGCCACCUACUUCGCUGAAGCCCUAGCGCGGCGAAUCUACAAAUUAUACCCAACCAAUCAGCAGGAUUCGGCGUUCAACGAUAUGCUGCAAAUGCACUUCUACGAGACCUGCCCUUACCUCAAAUUCGCCCACUUCACCGCCAAUCAAGCGAUUCUCGAGGCCUUCGCGGGGAAAUCCCGAGUCCACGUCAUCGAUUUCACUAUGAAACAGGGGAUGCAAUGGCCCGCGCUGCUACAAGCGCUUGCACUUCGGCCCAGCGGCCCGCCUAGCUUCCGAUUAACCGGUAUCGGCCCGCCCUCACACGACGAAACCGAUCAUUUACAGGAAGUCGGGUGGAGAUUAGCUCAAUUGGCGGAAUCGAUCAAUGUGGAGUUCGAAUACAGAGGCUUCGUCGCGAGCUCCUUAGCCGAUCUCGACGCCGCAAUGUUUGAAAUCCGCGAGGGAGAAAUAGUCGCCGUGAAUUCAAUCUUCGAGCUCCACCAGCUCCUCGCCCGGCCAGGGGCAAUCGAGAAGGUGCUUCAAGUGGUUAGCGAGCUGAAACUGGAGAUCUUAACCGUGGUCGAGCAGGAGGCUAAUCACAGCGGGAGUGCCUUCCUGCACCGGUUCAAUUAGGGAGUAAAAAAUAAUUAGGGAAUUAAU